AUGGCUGGCAAGAAGUGCGUCGUGCUAUCCGCGUACGACAAUGGUAACCGCCAGCGGUCGUUCGGACAUGCGCUCGUGGUAGGCAUUGAGCAGCCCCCGAAAAAGAUCACCAAGAAGAUGAACGCGGCACAGGUUGAAAGGCGCACGGAAAUCCGCGUCUUCCUCAAGCACAUCAACUACUCUCAUCUCAUGCCCACGCGCUACGUCGUGGCCGGUGAGGUCGACGCUAAGACGCUCAUCGGCGACAAGAAGAUCGAAACGCGCGCUGAGAAGGCCGCCGUCCGCCGUGAAAUCGCUAAGGCGCUCAAGGCCAAGUUCUGCUCGCCCGCCGAGGCCGCCAAGGCCACCAGAGACCUCGUCUUCCUCCGCAAGCCCCUCAACUUCUAA
Messenger RNA from Gregarina niphandrodes, 387 nucleotides. Its product is annotated as 60S ribosomal protein L27. Lineage: Eukaryota; Apicomplexa; Conoidasida; Eugregarinorida; Gregarinidae. Gene Ontology annotation, molecular function: structural constituent of ribosome. The transcript has a single exon. Gene Ontology annotation, cellular component: cytosolic large ribosomal subunit; ribosome. Gene Ontology annotation, biological process: translation. The record is from RefSeq and is a predicted model, not a curated record. Bases 1 to 387 code for a protein of 128 amino acids.